CAGAAGUUUCAUUGGAGGUUGAAAGGUUAAGCGAUCAUCGAAAGGCGAUUAAUUAAAAUGAUGUGUUUGGCUUUGUAUAACUUCUAAUUUAUGGACAUAAAAGAAUCAUGUGUGUGUAUCCUGUAUUGUUUGAUGUAUCUAUAAUUUAAAAAAGGAUGCCCCUCUUGCGAAACUUUUGCAUUUCUGGCACAAAUGUCCCAAAAGUUUAGCUGCUUUAUGUUUCUUUGAUAUGGUUGGUUUCGUAACUGGCAAUAACAAAAUGGUCUCAAUCUAUCGUAUCGAUUUCCCAUUCCAUAAAACCGGCUGCGUUAAGCUGUUUAAACGGAGUCUUUGUGCCAAACACUAUGGAUUAUCGCGCUUGGCAGUGGCCGCUCGUAUUUCUCACACUGUGGAGCCUUGCUCAAGCCAAGCGACCCUUUAAAGUUGAGCUGCACAACUUUACCUGUAGUAUUUUUGAUCCCACAAUUGGAAAAGAACUAACCUGUAUCCUGCAUCGGAAGCGCGAUGCUCCCACCGUAUCUGUGCUUUUCAGUCUAUACGAAACCCAGAAUGAGUUCAGCAUUGGCUUUCAAAUGGAUCUGCUCAAAAAGGAUAAUACCAAGAUGAACAUAGCAAACAAUAAACUCGAUGGCUGCAAGUUUCUGGGCUCCAUUUACGGCAACAAUAUUUACAGAAAGUUCUUUAAACGUAUUCAAAGCGUCAGCAAUUUACCCAAAAAUUGUCCAAUUCGCGGCCAGCUCUAUGCAAUACGCAACUAUACAAUGCUUGCUGAUGAGCUGCCACCAAAUUUGCCCGCAUUGACAUAUCAGCUACGACUGAAAAUAAUAAAAGCUGAUCAUGUUGUUGCCGAUGUCCUUGUUGUCGGCAAAAUCAUCCAUUGAAAUGUGCUUCUUCUUAACAUUUUUUUAAUAACAGACAUGCAUAUAGUCUUACAAAAACAAACGCUAUGCAUAAUAAAGAACUGACGCAGGUUUCUUGACUAGAUUUGAACGGCUUAGCAUUUGUCAGAAUGUUCAGAAUUGCUGGACAAGAGUGUCCGACUAGCAAAUGCCCUGUCGUAACCCCUCCUAAAAGUCUAGGGGGGAAGUAGUUAAAGUCUGUCAGAUGGAUAUGGCUGGAUCGUCUUAACUGUUGAAUCCGAAUAAUAGUAUAUGUAUUUCUUUAUAGAGUACAAAUUGUCUGCUAAUGCGCGAGUUAAAGUCAGUCACCCAUUUUCCUUAUGUACAGGGUGUUCAAAUUACGCGCAAGUAAGAUUAGGUAUAAGUCACGCAGCCUACAAGUGUGCAACGCUUUUUAUUGCUGCGGCGAAUGAAUCUGUGUACGUUGAGGCUGUGGCGCGGCGAAUUGUAGAAGGAAUUUUUGCAGUGUUGUAAAGCGCAUACGUUCGUUUGCCCUUAACCGCAACUGUGAAACGGGUAACGUUGCCCAUAGCAAUCAGCUUUUCAGCAUAGUUUAAGGUGGCGCUAAAUUUGAAAUUAAAAAAAGUUUUACAAGCAGCAAAAUUUA
Drosophila virilis is the source of this 1506-nucleotide messenger RNA. RefSeq lists its product as uncharacterized. The record is from RefSeq and is a predicted model, not a curated record. Lineage: Eukaryota; Metazoa; Arthropoda; Insecta; Diptera; Drosophilidae.